UAAAUUCCGCAUAUGUUUCAUUCUUUAAUUCUCAUAUCAAACCACAGAGACAUAAGCACAUGCUUUAUUCAUCCUCAAUCAAAACAUUUCACCCCCAAAAUUUUAUAAUAGUUUUAUCAAUCACUAUCCCACAAAAAAUAUAUAUAUAUUUUAAAAUAUAAUCUUUCCCAUUUUUGUGGAGUUUUUUUUUCUUUCCCCUUCAAAAAAAUGUAAGAGUUGAGAACCAAAUGGCAUAAUAGAGAUCUAGGCCUAUAAAUACCAAUAUCCAUCUCUCUACUUCUGCAUUAACUGAUUUCACAUUCUUCGAUAAGGAUUUUUUACUCUCCAGCCAAAAAAAAAAAAAAACCUCCUCUGCUUUUGUGAUCCUUUAAGGAAGAAGACGAAAUGGCAACGGAAUCGUACGAAGCCGCCAUUAAAGGACUCAAUGAUCUUCUCAGUACGAAAGCCGAUCUCGGAAACGUCGCCGCCGCGAAGAUCAAAGCGUUGACGGCGGAGCUAAAGGAGCUUGACUCCGACAAUUCAGACGCUAUUGAACGAAUCAAGACCGGUUUUACUCAAUUCAAAACUGAGAAAUAUUUGAAAAAUAGUGCUUUGUUCAAUGAUCUUGCCAAGGGUCAGAGCCCAAAGUUUCUGGUGUUUGCUUGUUCUGAUUCUAGAGUUUGUCCAUCUCACAUCUUGAAUUUCCAACCUGGUGAUGCUUUUGUGGUCAGAAACAUUGCCAAUAUGGUUCCACCUUUUGACCAGAAGAGACACUCUGGAGUUGGAGCCGCCGUCGAAUACGCAGUUGUACAUCUCAAGGUGGAGAACAUUUUGGUGAUAGGCCAUAGCUGUUGUGGUGGCAUUAAGGGACUCAUGAACAUUGAAGAUGAUGCUGCCCCAACUCAGAGUGACUUCAUAGAAAACUGGGUGAAGAUAGGCGCAUCAGCGAGGAACAAGAUCAAGGAGGAACAUAAAGACCUGAGCUACGAUGAGCAAUGCAACAAAUGUGAGAAGGAAGCUGUGAAUGUGUCGCUUGGAAACUUGCUUUCGUACCCAUUCGUGAGAGCUGCGGUAGUGAAGAACACACUUGCGAUAAGAGGAGGUCACUACAAUUUCGUCAAAGGAACAUUUGAUCUCUGGGAGCUCGAUUUCAAGACCACUCCUGCUUUUGCCUUCUCUUAAAAAAAAGAAAGGGAAUAUAUAACUCUUUUGAGAUACAAAGACACUUUGACUCAUCUUUCUCUCAUGUUGAUGAUUACUCUCCAACUUCUUUGGUUUCUUUUUUCUUUUGUUAAUUCAAAACUUCAACUUUGCUGCUUCUAUUUCGAAAGCUCAAACAAUAAAAGCUGUAACCAACGUUUGAAACUUCUAUAUUUGUCUAAUUGAUGUUUGAACGAAGAUAUGAACUUUCCUUC
Molecule: messenger RNA, 1394 nt
Organism: Arabidopsis lyrata subsp. lyrata
Lineage: Eukaryota; Viridiplantae; Streptophyta; Magnoliopsida; Brassicales; Brassicaceae
Product: beta carbonic anhydrase 4
Exons: 9
Coding region: 385-1161 (258 amino acids)
Biological process (GO): carbon utilization
Molecular function (GO): carbonate dehydratase activity; zinc ion binding
Source: RefSeq, a predicted model, not a curated record